CUAAAAAAAGUCCCUUUUUCCGGUGACGUGUAUUCGUGACAGCGAUAUGUGAAACUAAACGAAACGGAAACAAUAAAACAUUGCAUAGCUUUCGAUUUAAGCUUUUUUUAAAAACUGUUUUUGCUGGUGUCUCUGACCGUCACCGAAAAUGGAGACGCUUUACCAUCAGACCAAUAAACAAAUUCAGGAGGUUCAGUCUCAGAUGGGACGACUGGAGACAACAGACCGACAGUCAGUCCACUUACUCGAAAAUGAGAUUCAAGCCAGAAUUGAUCAGAUCUUUAAUCAGCUGGAGCGCCUGGAGAUUCUCGCCAGUAAAGAGCCACCAAAUCGCCGCCAAAAUGCCAAACUGCGUGUUGAUCAGUUAAAGUACGAUGUGCAGCAUCUUCAAACGGCCUUGAGCAACUUCCAGCACAGACGCUACGCUCGCGAGGCUCAGGAAAGAGAACGAGAGGAGCUCUUGAGUCGAAGUUUCACAACAAAUGACGCAGACACCUCCAUCCCUAUCGAUGAGACUCUGCAGUUCAACAGCAGUCUACAGAGCGCUCACAGAGGAAUGGAUGAUAUCUUGGGUUCGGGCUCCAGCAUCCUGAACGGCCUAAGAGACCAGAGGAGUACACUUAAGGGCACACAUAAAAAGAUGUUGGAUGUGGCGAACAUGUUGGGUUUGUCGAACACGGUCAUGCGUUUGAUUGAGAAGCGAGCGUCACAGGACAAAUUCAUCAUGAUGGCUGGAAUGCUGGCUACCUGCGUGGUCAUGUUUCUGGUGGUUAAAUACCUUAGCUGAACUUUUCCAGUUUUCUCGGAUUCUGUUUCUUGAUGGCGUCUGCGGCUCAUUCCGGUUUUCGUGGCACGUGCGUCACAUCUGUGAAAAAAAAAAAAGUGUACAGGUUGAAGGAAAUCACACAACUGCCUAUUGCACUGCCAGAUUCAUCUCCACAAAUCUUUAGCAUCUGUCUUUAAAAGAUGUCGAAUCCUUUCAUAACUUUCCUUUAAGCUCUCGGAUUCUCAGAUUUGUUUGACCGCUAUCUAUCUUGGAGUCUUCGCUAAUCUAAAAAUAUCAGCCUAGCCGUUCAGUGUGGCUGUUGCUCGAAAAACAGCAGCGCUAAUAGUCAUUAUAAAUAUGAUAUUAAAAGACAAUGGUUAGACUAGAACAGGAGUGCUCAACCCUGCUCUUAGAGAUCAACCUUUCUGUUCAGCUUCAACCCUGAUCAAGCACACCUGAGCCAAUUAAUUAGGACCUGAACAGCACUUAAUAAUUACAGGCAGGUGUGUUUAUAUAUGGGUUGCAACUGAAACCGGCAGAAAAGUAGAUCUCCAGGAGCAGGGUUAAGCACCCCUGAACUAGAGUUGUGGUUUGUCAUUUGGCUCUACAUCGCCACCUUCUGGACAGCAAAAAAUGUUUGACAGUUUUUUUGUACUGUUCAUGACUCUUCUAAGCUGUACAUAAAGAUUUCUUGAAAAUGCUGUGCAAUAAAAGUCAAACAAACACACACACACA
Molecule: messenger RNA, 1501 nt
Organism: Danio aesculapii
Lineage: Eukaryota; Metazoa; Chordata; Actinopteri; Cypriniformes; Danionidae
Gene: gosr2
Product: golgi SNAP receptor complex member 2
Exons: 6
Coding region: 149-787 (212 amino acids)
Biological process (GO): intra-Golgi vesicle-mediated transport; vesicle fusion
Cellular component (GO): SNARE complex; endoplasmic reticulum membrane; Golgi apparatus
Molecular function (GO): SNARE binding; SNAP receptor activity
Source: RefSeq, a predicted model, not a curated record